Messenger RNA from Pygocentrus nattereri (red-bellied piranha), 1829 nucleotides. Its product is annotated as amine sulfotransferase-like. Gene Ontology annotation, molecular function: sulfotransferase activity. The transcript has 5 exons. Gene Ontology annotation, biological process: sulfation. Bases 188 to 1099 code for a protein of 303 amino acids. NCBI's taxonomy places the organism in Eukaryota, Metazoa, Chordata, Actinopteri, Characiformes, Serrasalmidae. The record is from RefSeq and is a predicted model, not a curated record. Gene Ontology annotation, cellular component: cytoplasm.
AUGGGCAAACACCCUGAAAACACAGACUACUGUAUGGCACUGUAGUACAUUAGCACCGAAUGUUACAGUGGAGUCACAGUGGACGGUUCCAAAGUCCACUAGAAUUGCAAUCUUACUGCCUCACUGUUUGUACUUUGCAGACCAGCAGCAACAGGAUUAAGCCUGUAUAGCACCUCCAGCUGUUAGAAUGGAAAAGCUCAACGACUACCUCUGCAGAUAUAAAGGCUGCAUUUUUGCAACUCACAUGCUGCAGGAAGAGAACAUCGACUGCCUUCAGAACUUCGAGAUACGGGACCGUGACAUUGUUCUGGUGACCUACCCAAAGUCAGGAACGAUAUGGACGCAGAACAUCAUAAUGUUGAUCUGUGAGUCGGACUGCACGAAUGAGACUGAAUUUUCCAACAAUCUGGAGAAAAUGCCAUGGCUGGAGUAUCCGCAGGGACACUCCGACUAUUCCUCCCGAGCCUCUCCGCGCUUCUUCGCUUCGCACCUCCCACCUGCACUCAUGCCCCCUGGACUUAAGGACAAGAAAGCAAAGAUCGUCUAUGUGGCCAGGAACCCUAAAGAUGUUGCGGUGUCUUAUUUUCACUUCUGCCAUGCAUGGACAAACCUGGAGACCCCCAAGAGCUUUGAAGAGUUUCUGCAGCAGUUCCUCGCUGGACACGUUGCUGGAUCGUCGUGGUUUGAUCACAUCCGGGAGUGGCACACACACAAAGAUGAGUACAACAUCCUCUUCCUGACAUACGAGGACAUGAUCAUGGAUCUGAGGUCGGCAGUGGAGAAGAUUUCCCGCUUUUUGGGACGAGAUCUGGACGAAGCUGCGAUCUCUCGUGUUGUGGAGAAAGCCACCUUUAAAAAUAUGAAGGAGGACCCCAAAGCCAACUAUGAGUUCCUUCCUACUGAGACUCUACAGGGCAAAUUCAUGCGCAAAGGUCAGAAUUCAGAGAUUAACCUAUAUGGACAUACAGAGUCCUGUAUAUGGACAGCAGCACGUUUAUUAGUUUGUCUCUGUACAGUAGCAUUUGUUCUUAGUUCAAUCAGAGAACUGCUAAAUAUCUUCAUCCUCAUGAUGUUCCACUUUACUCACACUCCAGUGUGAUCAGCUUCCAAUGCCAGACUCCAACAAACCAUUCAUGUCUAUAGUUUUGGCUCCGUAUUUCCUCUUUUAAUUAAAUACCACAGCGGCGUCGCACUUUUUACACCCUAAUGCAAACAAAAAGGGAUCUCUGGAACAAGGCCAUGGAACAACCACUUUUGGUUCCUUCAAGAACCUUUGGUAACACUUUACUUAAGCCAUGCUAAGUAACAUUGACAAACUCAUGCUAGAAACAUGUUAUAUUCUGUCAUAUGUUCUCAUAGCAGAUUGUAUUCAGUAAAAUAACAAUGGGUGGUUUAAUGGAGGGUUCUUUAAAGAUUGUUUGAGCCCCUUUGUCAUGUAUGUCUUGAGAGAAGGAGGAAAUGGACUCAAUCUCCCAGAAUCACCUGGGAGUUCACAUGACUGAUGCUUCCUACUUCUCACAACAGACUACAUCACCCAGAAUGCAAGGGGUGAUCAGCUGACUUCAGGUCCACAUGUUCUUAUCAGCGUUCUCCAUUGCUGGAAUUCUGAUGUGGUUCAUCUGUUUGGAUCAUGUGAUUAGCUGUUAGUAUAUAAGCCCGGGCUUUAGCAUUAGGCAAACUGUGAACCUCCUUAUUUUCAAUACAGGCCUUCAAAACAAUGUUCAAAACAAUGCCAUGCCGUUAUUUUAAAAACAAAAAUCUCACAUACUGUUUAUUUAAGGACCAUUUUUGCAUGAAUGAAGAACCUUUUUAAAGUUUAACGAAACUCU